Rhopilema esculentum is the source of this 4407-nucleotide messenger RNA. The record is from RefSeq and is a predicted model, not a curated record. Lineage: Eukaryota; Metazoa; Cnidaria; Scyphozoa; Rhizostomeae; Rhizostomatidae.
UUUUAAUAAUUGAAAAAACCUUUUGAGUUCACAAAAGUAUAAAAUAGGGGCGUAAGAUGCUUUCAGGCAGUUUUCAGUUCAGAACAUCAGCUCAAAACAACGAGAUUUGAAACAAGAUUUCGAAUUCAAAUCAAUAAGUAUGCAAGAAUCUACAAGGCCGACAAACAAAAAAGUGAAACGUGGGGGGCAAUAUUGCGUUGCCGGAUUACCAAAUGGGGAGAGCUGUACAAACAGUAGUUUGACGCCAGGUAUUAGUAUGCACCGUUUUCCAAGUAAAAACCUCGAUUUGCGAAGGCAAUGGAUUCGUUUCGUCAGAAGACAUCGUGCCAAUUUCAAUCACCAAGCCUACUCGAUCGGCCCUUACCUGUGCUCAGAUCAUUUUGAGCGCUCUUGCUAUGAAAAACCGUUUGCUUUAGAGCUUCCUGGUUUUGACAGUUCCAAAACGAAGAGGACUUUAAAAAAGGAUGGUAUUCCAACUGUAUUCGACACACGAGGACGAAGCCAGGCAUUUAGUGAAUCGUCUUCAAAGGUGGCAAGAAACAGAAGAACUUUGUUAAGAGGAAUCAAACAGCACGAACACGCUAACAAAAAUGAAUGUGCUUCAGGACAGUUCGAUGAAGAGAUAGAAGAGGUUGAGGUAGGCGAAAAUGCGUUCACCAUCGGGGAACAGCACAACGAUUCUGAAGAACAUGUAGACGUUGUUCCAUUGCAGUGCCAAGUUCAUCUGACAGGUGCCCCCGUACACACAUGCCCCACAUGCAUAACCCCUCAACGAGAAGAGGUUCAAGGAAAUAUUAGAACACAUACGGCAAUACAGGUGGCAAUGAUGUGCAAGAAAUGCACUGAAACACGGAAAAAAAUUCAGAACCUAAGACGUCAGAACAACAGGCUAAAACAUGUUAUAAGGACACUACGGGAAGGCAGCGAAAAGAAUGAAGAUAGCGGUAACCCUAUUCCUGUUGAGGAUAUACUUCAUGCUGAAGAGUCAAAUGAAAAUUUAUCAGAAGACGAGGACAGCGAAUGGAAAGUUGAUGAAGCAGACAGUUCUCCUAGUGACAUGUCAGAUAGUGAUGGGACUGAUUUUGAUGAUUAUGAUUAUGAUGAUACACAUAAAAAGAGGCAACAAGUGAGAAUUGACCAAAAUGCAACUCCAGAAAAAGAACCCAAGUUUAUUGUAUUUUAUACAAUGCUACUACAAGUCUUUUCAAUCCUCUGUUUCAAGUGUAAAAAAACUAAGCCAGGAGUCAGAAUGGAGCAGAAUGGGACAAUGGUAACUGUUUAUCAGAGUUGCAUCGAAUGUGGGAAAGACUGUUGGAAAUGGAGGUCACAACCAUACGUUCUUGGUCGUUAUCCAGCUGGUAACAUCUUGCUUAGUCUCGGCACUCUUACAGCUGGAGCAUCAAUCAGCAAACUGCUAUUAAUUUUCAGACACUUCGGCCUUGCCACUUACAGUGCACAUACUUUUUUCCGUCAUCAAAAAAAGUUUGUUUUCCCUGCAAUUCUCCGUCACUGGGAGCUAUAUAGAGCAUCAUUGCUGACUGAGCUUCAUGGUGUUAAAGACAUUGUCCUAUGUGGCGAUGGUCGAUUCGAUUCGAUGGGGCAUUCAGCAAAAUAUGGCACUUACACGAUGUAUUGUGACAAUAUAAAAAAAAUCAUACACUUUGAAUUGGUUCAGUCAAAUGAAUGCAAAGGUAGUUCCAAUAUGGAGUUGCUUGGUGCUAAGCGAUGUUUCGGAUACCUAAAUGAUGCCGGGAUAGAGGUCUCCAAUUUUAUAUCAGACAGACACAGAGGAGUGGCCAAAUGGAUAAGGGAGUCUUUACCACAUGUCCAUCAUUAUUAUGAUAUUUGGCAUGUUGCACGCACCUUAACCAAGAAGGUAACAAUAGCUAGCAAGGAGAGAAAUUGUGAGAUAUUGGGUACAUGGUGUUCAACAAUCCGCAACCACCUCUACUGGUGUGCAACAUCGACAAAGGAAGGUUUUGGGAAACUCAUUGUCGCAAAAUGGAAGGCUUUCUCAAAUCACAUCCAGAACAAGCACAACAACCACGAAGACAAACUGUUUCAGAGGUGUGCACACGGAGAACUAGAUCAUAAACGUAGAUGGAUUCUCAAUGGAACUACUGCAUAUGACAAGAUUCAGCCAAUUCUAAUGAAUCAAAGCCUUCUACAAGACAUUGCGAAAUUGUCAUCAAAUGCACAAACCAGCUGUCUCGAGGGAUACCACUCUACACUGAACCAAUGGCACCCAAAGAUGACACAUUACUCCUGGAUUGGCUCUCUGUGCAGGCAUAUAAUGGCAGUUUCACAUUUCAACGAAAACCUGCACAGGGAAGCACAAAAAGACAAAAAUGGAAAGGAAUAUUUCAAAGUUUCUUAUCCUAAAUAUAAACUUGGCGAAGAAGCAGUAAAACCUGUUCCAGUCCCUCCAUCUUACAAUUACGUUGAGCAUACAAAAGAACUUUUAUUUAAAUCAAACGAAGAAGAACUUGGCCAGAUUUGGAAAAAGUAUGCUGAUAAGAUGCCUGCAUCCUUGGUGAGCAGAUUUGAAAGAACAAAAAGUAAGAAAGAGGCUGUAAAAGAAUAUAAAAAAAGGAGAACACUAUUUCAACCAUUAUACCCUUCAGAAAAUGAUCAAUACAAACUCCAAGAAGAUUUGGUAGCUGAGCAAGCAUGCAACAGAGCUGAUCGUUUGCCAAAAAGAAAGGCCCCUUCAUGCAAAAAAUGUGGCCAAUUGAUGAAAGGACAUGCUAAGACUUUAUGCAAAGAAUGACUUAAAGAAUUAUAUACACUUGCAUGAAAUUAAAUAUAACAAAAGCUAAUUGUAUAAAGAUAAUCUAUGUUAUUAGUUACGUUCUUCUGCAUUUUUAUAUCCAAUCUUCUGGUUAGACAUAAACUUUUCACGGACGUUAUGAUAAAUGCAUGCAGGCAGAGGCCGUGUAUUGUCCCAUCCCAUGUAUCCAAAUAUCCAGCGUGCUAACCAGCGAUAAGAAACUGCACGAAGAUACCUGAUACAGAAAAAAAAUACCAAUAUAUAAUAUAUAUAUGUGUAUAUAUAAAUAUCAUAUAUAAAUUUAUAUACUAUAUUUAGAUAUGUAUAUAUAUAUUCAGAUAUUUAGAUAUAUAUAUAUAUAUUCAGUAAAUGAACUUCAAAUUAGAGAUGUCUACAGUAAAUUAACAUAGAACUCACAUAGAUAUUUAAAUAGGCUGAUGAUUCCUCGUUAAAAGGACGAAACGCGUUCCAGAAAAAUAAUAAAUUGUCUUUUGCCAUGGUCUUUCUAAAACAUUUUUCUUUAUAACGCUUCUGCUUUUUGUGAAACAAAAGUUUAGUUAUUAUAUAUAUAUAUUUAUGCAAUAUAUGUAGUAUCAGUAUAAAAUGUUAGAUUAUUAGUAUAAAUUAGCAUACUAGUAUAUACUAUAUUAUAUAUGUACACAUACUUCUUUCACUAAAAGAGAUCAAUUAUGAAUCAACAAAAAGAAUCAAAUUUGAUGUCUAUCUAUUUCAGCCUAAACUUGACAAUAAAACUUUGUACAUACUCAUUUUCUGUUACAUUUGCCCUUUUCUUGUAGGGCUUUCCAUCCUUUUUCCGAAGCAAUGGACCAACGUUUCUAAGGACAUUUAUAUUUGUAAAAGCCCUGUAGUCUUCAUGAAGGGUCACACACUUUAUUUCAUCGGAUUGGCCGUUAAAAACGACUUUUCCAUAAGCAGGUGCCACUUCAUGGCAGCAACGGUACUCUCUGGCACUUUCCAAGUUCGCUGCUGAGCAUUUGCCGCACACACACACCUAAAAAAGAGCUGCAGUUGUAUCGUUGUACCGACAUGAAAGGUUGGAUAAUUUGAACUAUUUAAAAAACAGCGAAAACAAAAACCACUCACCAUUGAUCUACAGUUAGGUUCCCCGUCUGUCUUUCGCGAAAAGUUUCCGGAGAUAUCCCAUCUUCAUCCUCCGGUUGUUCUCCGUCAUUAGGCCUAGGCCCAUCAUCGCCUUCGUCGUCCGUACUAGCCAAAGGCUCGUUUAAGUAGGGCAGAUAAUCUCCGCCAUAAGCUCCAUAUAGUUCUUCAUCACUUGCAGAAUGAUUCGAUGUCAUAGAAGAGCCUGAUUCGCUUGUAGACAUAAUUAUAAAUUGUGCCUUCACGUUAAUCGAUACACCGUACUUGCUUUCAAACCUUUACCCUCGAGAAUAUGUCCAACACCUGACGUCACGUCCGGGCGUACGUCCUCAAAACCCGACCCAGUCCUCUGGGACAUGAAUUUCACAAAAUUUCAUGGCUAAAUCCCUUAAUUUCAGAAAAUCUAUAACGAAUUAGCAUUUUUCGAUUUAAUUUUUGAAAUCAGCAUCAAGGAUUUGAUCUAUAAUAGAAUUUUGCAUUUUCGUGUCAUAUCCUCUUUAAGAGCAACUCAAACUCGG